Messenger RNA from Halichondria panicea, 1753 nucleotides. RefSeq lists its product as uncharacterized. NCBI's taxonomy places the organism in Eukaryota, Metazoa, Porifera, Demospongiae, Suberitida, Halichondriidae. Bases 32 to 1753 code for a protein of 573 amino acids. Gene Ontology annotation, molecular function: protein binding. The record is from RefSeq and is a predicted model, not a curated record. The transcript has a single exon.
UUGUAGGUUUCUAUUCAUUAUCAGAUUAAUCAUGGACAUUCCCGGUCCCAUACUGCUCUCCCUCCCUACUGAAGUACUGCUCCAUAUCACUGACUACCUGCCUGCCUAUGACAAGCUAUGUCUCCGUAUCUCCUGUAAGAGGUUCUACUCUCUCCUCAGUGACCCUCAUGCCUGGAGUUCCCUGGUGUGGAAGAAUUGUCGCAGAAGAGACCAAGAUUUCAAAGCUCUUAGACUAGCACUGGGACUGUCUCGCUCGUAUGUCCAAUAUGUGCAGAUAACAGAGUCACAAAGGUUUCCAAAUACAAGGUUUUUCCCUCAAAUCGGUCAAUGCAAGCAAAUACGCUACAUAUCAUUAACUGGCACAUUCUCGAAAUACCUAUUUGUGAACACACUUGAACUUUUACUGCGUGAAUUACCAUCCCUGUACUGCCUUAGUGUAACGGGAAGUGAACGUUGUGCUAUGAUUGCUGCUAAAGUUUCAAAAAGUCUGCAAGUACUCCGUAUGUAUACAGAGGAUGCAGUGGAUGCUGUGGAUACUUGGAAAAUGUGUGGGUAUAUGCCUUCGAAUCUGAUAUUGCAUUGCUAUCCUUCCAUAGACGGUUAUUUUCUACGCAAACUAACGAGUAGUGACCACCCAGCACAGUUGUCUGUCUACCCAAACAGUUCCCCAAUUGCUGGAAAUGUGGUCAACAAUUAUCCAAUUGUUAGUUUGUCAUUGUAUCCGAAUGUUGAGUUGUUAACUUGCCCAAUCACAUCUGUUUGUUCCUCAGCCUUACAUUCCUCAGAUUUGAUUGUAUCUCGUGGCAACUCCUCCAAUCAAGAUCCUGUCAGUGCUAUAGUGUGCAGUGAAUCUCUGAAUGUACUUACAUGUACUAUUACGAUGUCACUUUUGCCAUCAAGCAUUGAAUCCCUGUUCUUGGCUGGAACAGAAAAGUUAUCUCCUGCUGACCUUACACUGGUCUCUGAGUUAUGUCCAAAACUGGUGUGUCUUAAUAUUCAAGAUUGUACAGACGCUUUACAGAGUCUACUAGGAUUAAGUGAUAUUAGUUUAAAUUGUGCGUGUUUGGCUGCUCUGAACAUUCAGGGAAUUCAUAAUAUUGAGAAUGUGUCUUCUCUCUGGGAGGUCCUAUCAAGGAUGAGGAAACUGCGUUACUUGUCAGUGAGCUAUCCAAAGAGCCGUUUUGAUGAGCGUUGUGUUUCUCGUAUGAAUGUCAGUUUGGCACGGAUGAAUUUGUUUGUAAGUGGUAUCUUUUGUGAUCAUAAUGUACCUCUACAAAUCAAAAUUCUCUUGCCAGCUUUCCGAAUGUUGCAACACUUACAAAUCACAGUCAACAAGCGGGUGUGCUCAUGUCUCGACCUAACUACUGUUCUCCCCAACUUGCCUUCCCUCACACAGCUAUUCGUUGUUGUCCUCCCUGAUUCGGGCAAUGGCCGCCGGCUCAUGUUACCCACAGAUCCAGAUUGCUACUCAUCUCUGAAGAAGCUUAGUAUUCAUUGUCAACAAUUUGAUGUUUCCGAUGAUCUGGCUCUCAGUCUCUCUAAAUCUCUAUCUCUGAUGUAUCUACAACUCUAUGUUGGAUCAUGUCCUCUUCUGAUUGAGCUGCUAGCCAAUUUCCGUCGGCUCUGUGAAUGUUAUGUUAGGUGUUUCAACAGAGAUCACGCUGGAGUUCAAAAGCGAACACUUAGCGAUUAUGGAAUAUGUGGAUUUGUGAAUUUGCAAAAAACAUUUAUUUGGCCAAAAGAAUUAUUCUGA